Molecule: messenger RNA, 391 nt
Organism: Eurytemora carolleeae
Lineage: Eukaryota; Metazoa; Arthropoda; Copepoda; Calanoida; Temoridae
Exons: 4
Coding region: 74-391 (105 amino acids)
Source: RefSeq, a predicted model, not a curated record
AGAAAAUAAAAGAAAAAUGCGGGAACCGUGAAAACCAUGUCUUGUCAGCCAUAACCCACCUCCACUGGGUAAAAUGGAGGAAUUAAACUACACAUUUCUCUACCCGGAGUUGGUCGGGAAAAACAAAUGUGAGAUUCUAGAAUUCCUGAAGGACAACAAGAGUACGGAGUUUGAUAAUUGGCUUGAGGAUCUUGAACCAGACUUAAACUACUAUAUUGAAGGAAUAGCUCUGCUCAUUAUUUGUACAUUUGGAAUCAUAGGAAAUAUAAUCUCCAUUCUGGUUCUAACCAGUCAAGAUAUUGACCUGAAGCCUAGCUUUGCAAACAUACUUAUCUGCUUGGUAAGCAUUUAUAUUUCUGGGAUUUUUAAUUUUUUUCUCUCUAAUCCAUGA